Messenger RNA from Nerophis lumbriciformis (worm pipefish), 4526 nucleotides. It is a transcript of the gene rhoq, whose product is annotated as ras homolog family member Q. Gene Ontology annotation, biological process: small GTPase-mediated signal transduction. Gene Ontology annotation, molecular function: GTP binding; GTPase activity. The record is from RefSeq and is a predicted model, not a curated record. NCBI's taxonomy places the organism in Eukaryota, Metazoa, Chordata, Actinopteri, Syngnathiformes, Syngnathidae.
CACCUUGUUUAAGCAGCAGCAUCUCAGAGCGGCGAGCAGCUUCGAGCCACGCCGGAGAAGGAGCACAACUGGCCGCAGAGAGGCGUGCACGACCACGGCGGAAGUACUCAAUGAAAAAAGGGGCUAUUUGUUGGAUUAGAAAACCUUAGUUUAAACAAGGCAGUGUUUCCCGGUUACAUUUGGGAGUAGUGUAACCAGUGAUAGUGGCGGGGAGUUAGGGGAGAAAGAUGCAGUUGUGUAGCUGCUCCGAGCGCCGCGGAGUCCGCCAGCAAUGCUCGUGAUGCCUGCCGCCGUGCGGGGAUCACCGGCGCCCAGCAGCGAUAGCGGGAGGAGGAAGAGGAGCAGGGCGGGUUAACAGGGCGGUCGAUGACGAUGAGUUUGAGGUCGAGAUCAUGGCCAACGGAACCGGUACAAUCAUGUUGAAAUGUGUGGUAGUCGGGGACGGUGCUGUGGGGAAAACGUGUCUUCUUAUGAGCUACGCCAAUGACGCCUUUCCCGAGGAAUAUGUCCCAACAGUCUUUGAUCAUUAUGCAGUGAGCGUCAAUGUCGGAGGAAAACAGUACUUGCUGGGACUCUACGACACCGCCGGUCAGGAGGAUUAUGACCGACUGAGGCCAUUGUCCUACCCGAUGACCGAUGUCUUUCUCAUCUGCUUCUCUGUGGUUAACCCUGCCAGUUUCCAGAAUGUGCGUGAAGAAUGGGUGCCUGAGUUGCAGGAGUAUGCACCCAGUGUCCCCUACCUGCUCAUCGGCACCCAGAUUGACCUACGUGAUGACCCCAAGACCAUUGCCAAACUCAAUAAUAUGAAAGAGAAACCUGUAGUGACAGAGCAAGGGCAGAAACUAGCAAAGGAGAUUGGUGCAUGUUGCUAUGUGGAAUGUUCCGCACUAACCCAGAAGGGCCUGAAAACGGUCUUUGAUGAGGCCAUCAUUGCCAUUUUGGCUCCCAAGAGGAAGAGCGCUCUGAAGAGAAGACUGGGACCCAGUUGCAUCAACUGCUGUCUGAUCACAUGAUACACACGCACGUGUCAUUAUGUGUCUUAGACUUACGGAAUGACGUCAGCUGAGCAGAGGACAACAAAAGAGUGACUUUUUAAGAUGCAAGGCACUCGGAGGUUCAUGACUUUGAAAGAAGAGUUUACUGCAUUACCACCGCACAAUAUCCAAAAGACUCUUCUAAAUUUAGUUGUUUUAAUCUCUAAAUUACUUUUUCAACAUUGAGUAUGAUAUGUUUGCAUUUCAAAUGGAGAUUUAUGCUUGAUUUAAAAAGAAAAUGUCAGAAUAUGAAUACUUUUGAGAAGGCCUGUCAAAGGAAAAAUGGUAACGCAGAAAUCAACCAUAACCAUUUUUGUCUUGCCACUUUCUCUAAUUUGUCAAUUCACAAGCGACAGAUAAACUAGGUGUUUUAUGAGAGUGUGAGGUGAGUCUCCCUUAGAGCCACCAGAAGACUGUAGCAGCUUGAGCAAGAUGAAGAAAACCAUCUGUUUCACACCUGCUCGGCGAGCUUCAGUCAUGUUACAAUUAAAAUGGCUUCAUACCUCCGACAGAGAGCAACUAGAGCCAGAAAAUAUGCUCCAGUAAAUAUUUUUGUGUUGCCCGGAAGGCCCCAGACAGUUCACGUUCUUGGGCUUUAACCCCUGGAUUAAACCACAUGUGCUUAUGUAUAAGGGGUAACAACUCAGUCGUAAAGUGAAAUGUUGUAUCAACAAAAUAUUUUGGACCCAGAACUGUAUAUUUUUAAAGUUAAUAUUUUGUUUAGGUGUACUUUUAUCACUUUCACAGUAUGAUAGCAGGAUGGACAAAUGGUCCUUUAGGAGUGCUGCAUACAUAACUCCCAAAGAAACAAAUCACACAGACUGUCAUCAAAAACGGGUGGCAAAAAAGACCUAAUUCUACUGUACUUUAUAUUAAAGAUGAAGCACACUCUUCUGUUCUUAACACUGCCCCUCUUCAAGCACAGUGAUGGGCUUGCAGGCACAAACUUCAGCACAGUUUAGCGUUAUACCAACUCACAAUCUAUAGAGUGAGGAAAAUAAUAAUUUGAUCUGAACAGUCUGUCAUUUUUGAUUAUUUCAACAGACUGUGAACAGAAACAAACAUUAAAUGUACUAGAAUAUUUUGUAUUUUGAUUGAGUGAAAAAAGAAUUGGAUCCCUAAGCAAAAUGACUUAGAGAAAACCCUGUCUGGCAAGCACAAAGUCUGAGUUUGUACACGUCUCAGGAGUGAUUUUGGUGCAGUCCUCUACAGAUUACAGAAGGUUUGGAAGUCAACUUAAAGAUUUCGAUAUUUUAUAAGACUAGCUAGGACCUGAAGUGCUUCUUUAAGUCAUUUUUGUUCUAACCCCAGGCCGUAUAUCGUCAUGCUGGAAUACCAAUCCAUGACCCGGCUUCAUUGUUCUACCUAAGGCCAGGAUUCCGUCCUCAAUGCGGUGAGGUCGUCCUCUACCUUUGGCAGAGAAACAGCCCAAAGUAGAAUGUUUCCACCUCUAUGGUUGACAGUGAGUCGUAUUCUUCUGUCUCCAAACACGACAAGUUGAGUUGACGUCAAAGAGAAUUUCGAGCUCAUCUAACAGAGUUCAUUUCUUCCGAUCCCUGGCCAGUUAGUCUUGCUAGUUGGUCAGGGAUCAAACACUUACUUCAAUUACAAAUCAAGAUAUAACCUUUUAUAUAAUGAUUUUGGUUGUUAUUGUUUCUGGUACAAAAAAAAAACGCUACCAUAAAAAUAUUGACUGUUCAUGUCUUUUUAAGGGGUUAGAUUGAUAAAAUAAGCAAAAGAUCAAACUGAUUAUAUCCCCACUGUACAUGUAUCAAGUUUUACGAUUUGAUUACAAUGCUUGUGAUUGAAAUUGUUAAUAGUAGCUUUUUUGGCAAUGGUUAACAAAAAAUAAUAAGAUAAUCAGACAAACUAUCUGGAAUUACAUUUGUAACAUUUUUUUCCCCUAAAGAGCUAUAAUGAAGGCACUAAAUCAAGAUGCAAUAGAACUGCUUGGAAAAAAAAUAUGGUUAGUUUGCCAAUAAUCUACCUGUUCUGGCUCAAAAUCAGAAGUCCCCACUGACUGACCGCUAUAUUACAUGAGUUCAAAACAUGUUUUUCAUAUACAAAUAAAUAGCCCAGUCAUUAAUGUAAGUGUUGCCAAAAUGAUUCCACUUCAUCUUGUUUUGUUACUUUUAAUGCAAUGUGACUGUGACUCAAUGCCUUUGGACGAUUCACAUGAAAACAUGUGGUUAAUUUGCAACUAGGGAUGUAACAAUAUGAACAUUUAAUAUCAGGGUUUUUGUGAACAAAAUGAUCACGGUUAUUAUUAUUGCAGUAUUGUUGAAUGUGCUCAACAAUACUUAUACACACACUGAAAUGUUUUGAUUACAAAAAUGCCCACUAUUUUGCAUGUUUUGCAUUUCUUAUGCUCCACUGACAGAUACCCUACUAAAGAGUGUUCUGGCAGGUGUUGUGGUGUCCUACUCUGUUCAGUGGUCCUUGAACGCACCAUAAAAACACCACCAUGUCAUAUAUCGACCAUUGUGGUCUAAGAGAGCACAGCUUUUAGGUUACAUUUGCACAAUUCAAUAUCUUAAUUGCUCAGGCAGCAAUGUGUUUAUACAAGCUGAGAUUGGGCUAUGUCGUAUUCAUGUCAGCAUUUAAGAUCAGUUGGUCUCUGAGUUUAUUCAUCAAAGCGUCGCUAUCAUUGUUUUUUGAUCAUUUGAAUUUAAAUCGAUAAAACUAACCGUUCAGUUUUUCCACAGUUAACAUCAAUAUCGUUACAUCCCUAUUUGCAACCAAUAGAAAUGAAGCUAGUUUACAUUCAAAGCCAAAAGGAUGCAGCUUUUACAAAGAGUUUUGUAAUUGUUAAAGAGGUCACUGCAGCCCAAAUUGAGUAUCCGCCAAAGCCUGACUGGUCUAUUGUGCUUUAUUUGGUUGCAAUGUGAACCCUCCAAAGCUGGUUUAAUGUUAAAAUUAUCCCACUACUUGUUGUGACUAAGAAACCACUACUUUUUCACACUUGUAAUGACAAACUAUGAAUGGUUGUGAAACUAUUUCUACCACCAUCAUUUUCAGGUUGGAUCAAAAAUCAUACAGAUCAUCAAUUUGACCAAAAUCCACUUAAAAAUCUUAAUUUUCAAACUCCAGUUCUUGCUAUCUUCUAAAACAUAGAAUAAGUAAUACAAACUACAACAUAUUUCAAAUUUACAUUAAAUGUUAUUUACCAGCCCGAUGGGCGCUGCACGAGUGUCUUGCAAAACAAAGUUUCCAGUAAGCCAAACAUCCCAGAAAAAUGACUGCUUGUGUUCUCUUGGUAUGUUUUUUAAAGUGCCAUCUGUAGCAAAAGAACAGUAGUUCUUUUCAGUAUCUGAUGCGAUUGAUGCUUUAACGUAAAUGGUGCUCCUUUUUUCUACCCCAGCUUGCGCGAUUGUAUUGUCAUGGUGUGUUGUGGGGUGGGGAGGGGGUCGUCUUAGGCCCCAAAACGCUGCAGCAAUCAGUGCAUUGAUGCUCCAUGUCUGCUCAAUAAAAGUGUAAACUGUGUUAAAAAGA